Haliotis rubra (blacklip abalone) is the source of this 3531-nucleotide messenger RNA. RefSeq names its product toll-like receptor Tollo. The record is from RefSeq and is a predicted model, not a curated record. NCBI's taxonomy places the organism in Eukaryota, Metazoa, Mollusca, Gastropoda, Lepetellida, Haliotidae. Gene Ontology annotation, cellular component: membrane. Gene Ontology annotation, biological process: toll-like receptor signaling pathway; immune response; inflammatory response. Gene Ontology annotation, molecular function: protein binding; transmembrane signaling receptor activity.
CCGAACACACCCAUGGCAUGUACAGGGUAAACAUUCAACGUGGGAAUGUGGACCCAAUGUUUAACCGUUUUUAUGUCUGCCUCCAUUGUCAUGGCGUCAUCAGACACCAAACACGUCUGCCAGUACCCCGGAUGUGAAUGUAAAACACUCUCCGACUCAACUUACACAUUGACGUGUCACAAGGGCAGAGUCUUGACACUGAGUGUCGACCCACACGCGACCAACACCGUCAUCAGGGUUCAAAUGCAGUGUAGCGGAGAGCCCACUGACACGGAACUACUUUUUAGUCAUAAUAUCGACCUGCAGCACGUGCAGGAGAUGAGCAUACAGGAUUGUGUGACGUCAUGGCCGUUUGUGGAGGGCACCCGUCUCUCUCAGCUCACAACGUUGUACUUGAACAAUGUCACGAUAGCGAACAUGACACUGAAUGACCUCGUGACCUGGUACCCCGUCCUCGACACCCUGCGUGUGACCCACUCAGAUCCCGCCAUUGCAUCAUACGAAUGUACAGUCCGUCUGGAACCUCGACGAAAUGCUUCAUUGGACGAUACUGUGAACGUAACUGAUUCUGAUUGCAAUGAAAUUUCAACGACACCAAAUCAAUUAACAAUACUCGAUUUAAGACAUAAUAAUUUAACCAGUGUUCCACCUUUCGUCGGCAACUCGCCGAAUUUAUCCGUGUUAUAUCUACAGUUCAACAAACUAGACGGCCUUCCUUCUGAAAUAUUUCAUUCUUCAUCAAACUUGACCAUACUGGAUCUUUCGGGGAACCGUUUGAGAACACUUCCGGUUAAUGUGUUAUUAGAGCAAGUACACCUGAGACAUUUGAACCUGUCGCACAACCAUCUAUUCAGCCUCCCGUUUCGAAUGCUGGCAAACACACGCAAUCUGACUCAUCUGGACCUCUCCUUCAACCGUCUCAAAUACAUCCCUUCCGCCAUGUUCCGCAACCUUCGUCAUCUCACAUCACUGAACUUGAACCUCGAACUCAAUCUCCUUCCUGAUGCGCAGCCACUUGCCGAUCUCACCAGUCUCGCGCAGCUGUAUCUAGGUAACAACGAGUUAAGAAGGAUUCCUGACAUCACUUCCUGUCACGAACUGCGUGUGGUGGACUUCCGGUAUAACCUGCUAACCAGCACCUACAGCAACUCUUUCAAGGGCCUGAGUAAACUGGAAGGCAUCGGUAUGAAACAUAACCGUCUCACAACACUGAUAGUCCGUCACUUGUGUGUCUCUCCAAUACUCGGUAUUCUCGACCUUUCCUUUAAUAAUAUCACCAGCAUAAACGACAACCCAGACAUAGGUUCCAAAGAGGUAAAUAAGAGUUCGUUCUCGAUGCUCAGCAAAGUUUCAUUUCUCAACCUUCAGCAUAAUAAACUGUCGCACAUCCACGGUGUUGGGUCGGUGUUCACAGGCCUUAAAUAUCUCUUCGUCGAUAACAAUAUGAUCUUCAGCCUCCGCAUGUCCCAGAAUGACCUACCAGCAUCUGUUGAAUGGUUCAGCGCCAGUUUCAACAGGAUUGAAAUAAUCGAGCGCAAUUUUUUUAAGUCAUUACCCAACCUGACAGCCGUCAGCUUACAACAUAACUACCCGCAUCUGACUAAUCUGCCUCUCCAGCUUGUACAGGUUGUGCCCAAUAGGAGACCCAAGAUGUACCUGUCAGGGAAUCUGUUCAUGUGUGACUGUAAAAUGGCUUAUCUGAAAACGUACUAUAAAGAAAGAAACAGAGAGGUCUUCAGGACGUACUAUCCAGUAUUUGCGGAUCUACAAGAAGUCAAAUGUAUAACCCUGAACAACGGGACUGUGAGGAAAUUGAUUGACGUCCGUGAAGACGAGUUCAUGUGUCUGAAUGGAGAUAUUGUAUGUGAGCGGUAUUGUGCAUGCUGCUUGGGAGAAAACAGCAAAAGUUGCCCGUGCCUUCACAGGUGUCCCGAGCGUUGUCAGUGCUACGAGGGCGGAUCUCCCUGGGGGGUGUAUGACUACAAGGUCUUCUGUGACAACACCUCACUCACCACAGCUCCUCAUGACGUUGCUCCAGUUACCACGUACCUUCAUCUUGAAAACAACAACAUCACUGUGGUGGAGAAAAAUGACUUGUUCUAUCUAAAGCAACUAAAGAAGCUAUGUUUAAAUAAUAACAGUAUAUCAAGUCUUCAGCCUGGCUGUUUCAAUGGUCUUGGUGAACUUACUGAAUUGCACUUGCAGUUCAACCAGCUGCAGAGUCUAUCGGCUGAGAUGUGGACGGGGCUGGGGAACCUCACCCAUCUAUACCUUCAGAAUAACCUCCUUCACACGUUAAGGUGGAACGUGUUCAGUAACCUCACACACCUGCAGUACCUGGACCUCAGUAAAAAUCUCCUCACACGUGUAAGCGCUGACUACUUCCCGCCACACACAACCCUGUCUACCAUUACAAUUACCCAGAAUCCACUGUCGUGUUCCUGUUCCCAUAUUGAAGAAACUCUCUCCUUUCUGGCGCUCUAUGGCUACUGUGUAUCGUCAUUGGACGAUCUGUGGUGCUUCUACGAGAACACAUCAGAUAACAGUGUCAUGGCAAAUUCUAAUCCAAGAUUAUCGUACAAUUAUUCUCAAGAUAUGUUGUUGAUAAAGGACUUUGACGUUGAUAAAUGUAUCGAGAAUGUGACUCAUUUGAACGAAACAUGGUAUGACAACAAACGGUAUGAAGAGGACAACCGAUAUAAUAUCACCUUAAUAACUCUCUGUGUAUUGGUGAUGAUUGUUGUAGUUGCUGCUGGCGUGACGUACUGGAAACGUCGAGAGUUGCAGGCGUUGCUUUACGUCAAGUUCGGUGUUCGCGUUCGACCCAAGAACGCCAAACUUGAUGAAACGGGACGCACGUACGACGCGUUUGUAUCGUACAGCAGCCAUGAUGAACGUUUGGUGGUCAAGGAGCUGGCUCCGAGGUUGGAGGAAGGAAUGAGGGAGCACAGACAUCUUUACAAACUGUGUCUUCACUACCGGGACUUUCCUGUCGGAGAUUGUAUAGCAGACACUAUCAUAGAGAGCAUUGAGGCCAGUAAACGUACCAUCAUGCUGCUCUCCGACAAUUUCUUGGCAAGCGAGUGGUGUCGCUACGAGUUCCAAACCGCUCACCACCACGUGCUCAAAGAGCGUUCUCAUCGACUCAUCAUUGUGUUGUUACACGACCUUGACGACAGCAAGCUAGAUCCAGACUUGCGGGUGCAUUUGAAGGCCGGCAACUUUUUGCGUUUCAAUGACCCCUGGUUUUGGGAAAAGCUCUAUUUCGCUUUACCAGACGUACCAGUGGAAACAGGCAAAAAGGGGAGACAAUUCAAGGACGGCGAUGCACCCAGGGAUGGUGAGGUGAAUCUGAACUUCCAUUUUCCUGAUGGUACUCCUUUAUAGCAAGUUUAGUACACAAAGAUAUGAGGCAAAAGGAUAUUAAUGCUCAGUACAAGUUUUAUUACAAAUAUUAUACUGUUGUUCAUUGUUUUAUGUCGUAUAUAAUAUGAUUAACAUUUGUACAUUUGAAUAAAUUGUUAUGAUAAA